Molecule: messenger RNA, 856 nt
Organism: Aphanomyces astaci
Lineage: Eukaryota; Oomycota; Saprolegniomycetes; Saprolegniales; Verrucalvaceae
Exons: 2
Coding region: 38-769 (243 amino acids)
Source: RefSeq, a predicted model, not a curated record
AAAAUAGUACCCACCAUCGACAAGGCGCACGUCGAACAUGGAAUCGGCCCCGACUUCAAAUGCACUGGAGAGUCCAGCAAAUAAUAUCAAACCGAAUGUGGACGAGAACAUCCUCGGCCCAUCGCUCUUGGAUGUGAUGCAGACCACGCGACUGUCGAGCUUGAAGGCCACGUAUUACUCGCGGUCGGCGGUUGUCGCGCGAGUGCACGAAAGCCUCGUGGGCCAAGACUGCUCCAAGCGAGUCCAAGAGUUCUUUGUGUCGACGCUGCAGAAGCUCGAAUGCGACGCGUCCGGCCUCGUACUCGUCCAAGACAGCAGCGUGUGCGUGAUCCUCGAGUCCACGUCCGACCAGUUCACCGACCUGUGCUCCGAGCUACGGUCGUUUUCGGUGCUCACAGACGUCAAGGUCCUUGCCACGUGCGACGACAACGCGACUCGGCUCAUGAAGAGUCUGUACUUUAAGAAACUGUCGAUUGCCAAACCGGUGGACGACGCCGACGAGUUCCAGCUAGCCAAGGACGUCGUGUUCAACUUGGUCACGCUGAUGCGCCGAUUCGGCGCCAUGCCCGCCAGUACCAUCAAGAAGACGUUGGCGGCCCCAAGCAACAGCGACCUCAUGCUCAUGCCGUCGAACGACACGGUCGUGUUCCUCGCCAAACACGAGUCUCUCAUGAGUUUGGACGAGUUCCUCGACAUUUACAAGGCCCCCAUCUCCAUCGAAUUGGAGUCGGAGCGCGUGUGGCCCAUCCAUCCCCUCUUUACGUAUUGAGUCAAUGUAUAUUAUUUUGGGAUUGCUUGAAUGUUGCGGGGGAGUUGCGGGAUGCAGGAUAAAGCAAUAAAGCUACACAACCAAUGC